CCCGGCGGGGAAGUGGUGGGAAUGGACUGGACGGCAGGGCGGGCUCUCUAUAAAUAGCUCCGCUCCCCCAGCGAAGUCAGAUCAAAGACCUUCCACGUGGUGAUGGCCGCGACCAUUGACCCCGAAACGCGUCUUAGUUUGGCGGCCCUGCUUCUACUCGGGUCUCUCUGGUUCUGCCCGGCGCGAGGCGGCGAAUUCCUUACUGCCGAGCCACGGGGAGCAGGCCCUGGAGAACAGUGGUCCUACAACCAUCCUGAUGUCAGGCCUAGGCCACCCGCAGACCCUCUCACCCUGCAGGCCAGGAUGACAUGUCGCUGUGAGGAUGACAGACACAUCAGUGGAUCCUGGCAGUUUGGCUUGAAUGGACAAAUGAGGCUCCACUUUGAUUCGGAGAAUGGACACUGCAGAGUGGAUCACCCUGGAGGCAGAUGGAUGAAAGAGAAGUGGGAGAAUGACAGAGCUGUGACCGAGUUCCUGAAGAAGGUCUCCGUGGGAGACUGUCCGGCCUGGCUUCAGGCUUUCAUGGUGCGCUGGGAGAAAAGGUUGAAGACCUCGGCAUCACAGACCACGGACCCCCCCUACAGUGCACACCAUGGCCCCAGCCAUCGAUCUCAUCACAGGGAUCGCCGCUGGGGUUCUCGCCAGUUGUGGCAUGAGCAUCCUAGCCUGGAUCCUUUAUAA
Dama dama (fallow deer) is the source of this 681-nucleotide messenger RNA. Its product is annotated as UL16-binding protein 3-like. The transcript has 4 exons. Gene Ontology annotation, cellular component: external side of plasma membrane. Gene Ontology annotation, biological process: positive regulation of T cell mediated cytotoxicity; immune response; antigen processing and presentation of endogenous peptide antigen via MHC class Ib. The record is from RefSeq and is a predicted model, not a curated record. Bases 103 to 681 code for a protein of 192 amino acids. Lineage: Eukaryota; Metazoa; Chordata; Mammalia; Artiodactyla; Cervidae.